Arachis stenosperma is the source of this 474-nucleotide messenger RNA. RefSeq lists its product as uncharacterized. The transcript has a single exon. The record is from RefSeq and is a predicted model, not a curated record. Lineage: Eukaryota; Viridiplantae; Streptophyta; Magnoliopsida; Fabales; Fabaceae. Bases 113 to 322 code for a protein of 69 amino acids.
UUAUAAAAGCAACAAUGGGAGCCGUGUGGUGGCCAUAAAAUAGACCCAUAAAAAAAAAGAGGGGGGUAUAUAAUUAAAGAUCCAUUGGUUUUCCAUUAUUGUCCUUAAUUAAAUGUGGGUGGUGUAUGUGUGCGACGAAGAGGAGAGGGAGCUUGGGAAGCAGCAGGCACCGGGUUCAUGCCCUUACUGCGGCGGUAAGGUUGAAGCCACCGAUGUCGAGACUCAGUGGAAGUUCUGCUUCUUGCCCAUGUGCUUCAACAUCAAACGAAAGUACUUUUGUACCCUCUGCUCUCGCCGUCUUCAACUCUCCUACCAUCACUAGCUCACUCGAACCUGAAAGCUCUUAAAGUGAGAAAAAAAAAAGGCUAUAUUAUUUGAAUUAUAAUUUGUGUUAUUUAUUAUUUUUAUUAUUAACCCAUUCAAUGUAAAUACUACUUACUAAUCAGAUCAAAUGUUAUUUUCUUCCUUUUAUUA